Messenger RNA from Suillus fuscotomentosus, 3568 nucleotides. RefSeq lists its product as uncharacterized. Bases 115 to 3192 code for a protein of 1025 amino acids. The record is from RefSeq and is a predicted model, not a curated record. NCBI's taxonomy places the organism in Eukaryota, Fungi, Basidiomycota, Agaricomycetes, Boletales, Suillaceae. The transcript has 4 exons.
GUCAGCCCGGUGGAUGACACUUCUCGUUAUUUCGGUUUACUUUCGGUUCUUCAAGAUGUAAUUGGCCCAACUACUCAGGAGGACGGUGAAACACUCACACCUCGACCUGUUGGCAUGAACGAUAUUUUUUUGCAAAAUUCCCAAGCAGAAACCGCCGUGGUUGGUUUCUCCCCGGACGCUUCUUCCAUGGAUAUUUCUACGUUAAUGGAAGAAUCAGAUUUAUGUGAUACCCAGGACUCUGUUGUUGAAGUGCCUCAAGAUGUCGGGGAGAUACAGGAGAUACUCGCAGGUCAUGAUAUCGACUCGGAUGAUUAUAAAGAGGCUAGGGAUAUAUGUCCCUCAUAUGUGGUGGAUGAUGAGGAUGGGGCAGAAGAACAGGAACAGGAUUCCAGAGAGGCCGGAGAAGAUAACUCGCAAUCUACUUCCAUGACCGUCUUGCGGUUCCCCACUCCGCCUUCCAGGUUCUCUUCUACGAGUACUGCCAGCUCUGUCUUGUCGCUCCUUGCAUGUCCUCAUGACCUUACGGAGGAGCCCUUGAACAACCCGGGACAAGAAGCUUACAACAACCUUCUGUCCCCCGUCGAGCUUUCUGCACGCUUGCGACCUUUCUCAAUGUACAGCUAUAACUUUCCGCUAAAGCGGGAAGACUCUAUCGACUCGGGCUAUGCCGACAGUUGGACGGGACCGGCACUGCUAGCGCGUUCUCCACCUCAUUCCACGCGCAAUAGCAUUGCAUUCGAUUUGAUUCCCUUUCGCCGUGCUUCAGUAUCUUUGUUACAAGAUCGACGCGUGUCAUACGAUGUUCGCGGCGUUCGACCUCCCCCCUGCCAACCGGUGGUGGCCGAAGAGCAUGACGAUGACGCAUCCUCGACUUUAUCUAUUUUAGAUGCCUAUGAUCUUUCAUCUGAUCUCGACGAGGAGCCUCUCUCCACCACCGUCCGUCUCGCUGGGAUGGGGUUAACACUUCCUUUAAGUCCUCCAGCAGAAUCAUCCUUUCCAAAACAGCCAUCCGUUUUCAUUUCCGAGAGUGCGCCCAUUCAUGAUAGCACCUCAGAAGCAUCAUCACUUCAGCCUGAUUCCGUGCCUGAGGAUGACACUGGAUGUGCGUUUUUCGAUACUGACAGCCCUCUAAAGUCGCUGGUUUCUCCGCCUUCAUCUGCGACUCGCCCGUCCUUUGUCAAUGGGAUUUUUCCAUCUCAGGAAGCAGUGCUUGUCGGCAUGAAAUUUUCCAGUCUCCCGGCCUCUCCACUACCCGAACCCGCUGCGUGCGACGUUGAUAUCGUCAGCAGAGUCAAUGAUGUCAUGGCACUCUCCUCGGUUUCCUCGUAUCCGAGUGAUACCGAGUUUAUGGAGGGAGAAUUGUCAUCAAAGGUCUCGCUAUUAUCUGUGGGCCCUUUCCCGUCUGGCUGCUCGUCUCCGAAUACGUCCAUACUCUCCGUUGAGUGUGACUCCAUGGUUGACGACAUGACUCAAGAAACCGUUUUCUCUCACCCUGCCUCGCCACAGCAGAGUGGUUUUGCACCGGCGCAGUCCAAUUCAUCGUCGGUAUGGGAUGAUGAUAAUAUGGAUCGAUAUGAACUUCAUGGAAAUCAACACCAUACAAGCGACCCAACGGAAAGUCAAGAGUCGUCCAUUGUUCACCCCAACGAGCGGCCAAGGAUAUCCCGUGAACUUCUAGCCCAUAUCGGGCAUGUAUUUUCCCUUUCCGACGACAUACUAGUGCCUACAGGGGAUGCUCUAGACACAACCGGAAGUGGUACAGGUGUCCAGACUGAUGAUCAUGGUGAUUCCUGGCAUAAUGCUCUGGAUGCGGAUGUGCGACAGGCUUUGCGCAUGUCUUCAAUGCCUCCUGUGGCGUUCUUAUCUGAUGAUGCAGACUUCGAUCACGACGAGGCCGGCGUGCGCACGUCUUGGGGUUCUCAAUUGGGCGACUUUUCCAUCAACCUUCGUCGUCGGAGUGGCGCAGAAAAUGUCUUGUCCGUCGAGGAAGGUAUGAGUGUUAGCCUUGUUGAACUUGACGAGAGCGAUGCACUUUGUGGCCAAUCGAGCACUGGAGGCCUCUUGGAUGACAUGGUAUCUUUACCAGUGGCCUUGGAGACUCCUGCCGAGCAAGCCAUCGGAACUUAUGACAUAGAUGCAUUCCUACUUCAGGAAAAACGGGAUAUCCAGACAGCUCAUUUUCACGACCAAUCACUAGUUGACACCAAUACUGUCAACGACUCCUCAGCUGCGACUUUCAGCUCCGCAGAUGCUCCAUCGAUCAUUGAAUUUGUACAGAGGAGUCGUGCUAUCUCAGAUGCCACCGUGAAACCUGAUUCACGGUCUCCGGGUGUUCCUUGCUUUUCUCCGUCACCCAUGGCCCUCACCCCGGCUAACCUUGUCGACAGUAAUUUGGACGAACAUGCAGACUUCCCGCAAGCACUUGACGAUCGAAACGUGGAUGCACACUUGCCAAGUAUGGAGGCUAUUGACGUGGAACUAGCCCAUGAGACGGGGGAAUCUCCGAAUCUACAUCCGGCAUCUGUUCUUGAAUCAACAAUACAUGAUCAUGAGGAGAAACAGUCUUCCAUGUUAGUCAGGAUGGGGUCCCCUGCGACACUUAGAGCUCCAUUGAAUCUGACAAUACGCAUUCCAUCGACCAUUGAAGCUCAGCCAUCCUCAUCGUCUACUGCUCAGAGUCUACCACUCAUUCUAUCUCUCUCGAAUGGACGUGAUACGAAGCGAUGGUUCUCCUCCCAUACAGACGGGUUUUCGUCUGCAGCAAAUAGUCCCUCUCUCUCCGCUCCAGUAAUAUCAAAUCUUCCGUCGCGCGAAGCAGGGAGCACAAAGGUGGCGUUGGGUUUUCGACGUUUCAAUCCACAGUUUGUAGCCAGAAGGCCAUUGCAGCGUACUCAGCCCUCUCCUGUUUCACAUGUCUUUCAUCCAGCAGCGAGACGAGAGAGUAACGCCGCCAGUGCGAACGCUGCCCCGCAGCAGCUCGACUUCUUCCCACCGAACCUACCAUCGUCCGAUCGGCUCCUAUCUCCCAUUGAACUGCAACAAGAACCAUCUGCUACUGGAUUAAAACCUCUCAAGCUGUCUAGUUUGCUUAAUCCGAGGUCGUCUGUAUCAUCGUCCUCGUCCAUCAUGUCUAAUAUAUUAUCCGGUCACUAUUUCGAAUUCCUUUUCGGUGAUUGCAGUACUCAUCCUUGAAUAUAGAUCAUAUCUUCAACUCGUCUUCACCUCAUUCGCCCAAUGUAUCGUCUAGUACUUCGCUAUCGUAUAAUUCACUGCUGCCUUCACCAUGUUCAAGCAUUCCCGAGCAUAUUCCCGAGCAUAUUCAUAACACCCUCACACCCGUUCACGUUACUCCAUCAUUGUUUGCAUUUACUCCUGCACCUUCGUCUCCUGUUCAUCCUGCGCAGAGGGAAUGUCAGUCGCACUCUGCACCAGUUCAACAGGCUCCAUCUUGGCGCCUUUCGCGUUAUCGAGGAGACUCUCAUGAUGUUAAUCGGCCGCUCCACCCCUCGACACGUCGACUGUCAACUCUUAGUUUGACAUACGACGAUGAAGAGGAAGAUACCGAUAA